AUGUCUUCUGAUUCAAAGCAAGCUCAAUGGGGCGUCACCCCUCCUAUUUCAGAAGCUGGUCCUACUGCCGCAGAAAACGCGCUCAAUGAUCUACUGAUUGAAGAACUUAAACGACAAGGAUCUUUUGAGUCUAAAGCCGAAACUGAAAAACGUGUUGAAGUGCUUAAGCUGCUACAAGAACUCACCGUCGAGUUUGUUCGACAAGUCAGUCUGCAAAAGCACAUGACUGAGGGAAUGGCUAAAGCCUCUGGUGGGAAAAUCUUCACUUUUGGCUCCUACAGACUGGGUGUUUACGGCCCUGGCUCUGAUAUUGAUACCCUUGUGGUUGUUCCCAAGCACGUGUCUAGAGAAGACUUUUUUACCGUUUUUGAAAAACUUUUGCGCAAACGACCCGAACUUGACGAAAUUGCAUCUGUUCCUGAUGCAUUCGUCCCAAUUAUUAAAAUCAAAAUGUCUGGAAUCUCCAUCGAUCUUAUUUGCGCAAGACUCGAUGUCCCAAGUGUCCCUGCAGAUCUUACCCUUGAGGAUAAAAACUUGCUUAAAAACAUUGACGAAAAGGACCUCAGAUCCCUUAACGGUACUCGUGUUACAGAUGAAAUUCUUCGCCUCGUACCCCAGCAAAUUGUCUUCAAACAUGCUCUCCGUGCCAUCAAACUAUGGGCUCAAAGAAGAGCUAUUUACGGAAACAUUAUGGGCUUCCCAGGUGGUGUGGCUUGGGCUAUGCUUGUUGCCCGGAUAUGUCAGCUCUAUCCUUAUGCUGUUUCGGCUACCAUUGUUGGAAAGUUUUUCCACAUUUUAACUCGAUGGACUUGGCCACAGCCGGUCCUUCUUAAACCUAUAGAAGACGGCCCUCUUCAGGUUCGUGUCUGGAACCCUAAGCUUUAUGCCAUGGAUCGUUCCCAUCGUAUGCCAAUCAUCACACCUGCUUACCCAUCUAUGUGUGCCACACAUAACAUUACUAGUUCCACCCAGAAAGUCAUAAUGGCUGAACUUGUACGUGGUGGCCAAAUUAUGGACGAUAUUAUGGUUGGAAGAAAGUCUUGGGCUGAUCUGUUUACUAAGCAUGACUUUUUUCACAGAUACAAGUAUUACCUAUCUAUUAUUGCUGCUACAAAUGGCACUGCUGAAGACCAUCUCAAGUGGUCGGGUCUCGUCGAGAGCAAACUGCGUUUACUUGUGCAAAAGCUGGAACUUUUGGGCACUAUCGAAAUCAGUCAUCCCUUUGUCAAGUCUUUUGAUAAGACAUUUCUGGUUUCUGAGGAUGAAGCAACAAAAGUUGCUGAUGGCCAAGUAAUACCUGGCUUGGAACCUCUUCCAAAGGAAAAAAUUAACAUGACGCCUGAGCCUGGAAAAACUAUUGUGCAUACUACUGUGCUAUAUAUUGGUCUCAAGAUUGUAUUAGAAGGAUCAUCAAAACAACUCGAUAUCAAAUGGCCUUGUCAAGAAUUCUUUGAAGCUUGUAAAUCUUGGACCCAUUACAAUGAAAAUACCUACAACAUUUACAUAAAAAACGUUCGAAACUACGAUCUCCCAAACGACGUUUUUGAAGAGGGCGAACAGCGUCCAGAAAGAUCAGCCAAGAAUAAGAAUAAAAAAAAUCUCAAGAGAAAAAGGGAUCUUAAUGGUCAGGUAUGCCGCGAAUCUGUUCCUGCCGUUGAUGCGUGA
Messenger RNA from Magnusiomyces paraingens, 1665 nucleotides. RefSeq lists its product as uncharacterized. The coding region runs from base 1 to 1665 and encodes 554 amino acids. Gene Ontology annotation, cellular component: nucleus. The transcript has 3 exons. The record is from RefSeq and is a predicted model, not a curated record. Lineage: Eukaryota; Fungi; Ascomycota; Dipodascomycetes; Dipodascales; Dipodascaceae. Gene Ontology annotation, molecular function: poly(A) RNA polymerase activity; RNA binding.